Messenger RNA from Ctenocephalides felis (cat flea), 989 nucleotides. RefSeq names its product mpv17-like protein 2. Gene Ontology annotation, cellular component: membrane; cytoplasm. Gene Ontology annotation, biological process: mitochondrial ribosome assembly. The record is from RefSeq and is a predicted model, not a curated record. NCBI's taxonomy places the organism in Eukaryota, Metazoa, Arthropoda, Insecta, Siphonaptera, Pulicidae. The coding region runs from base 186 to 809 and encodes 207 amino acids. The transcript is spliced from 2 exons.
UCUUUGUGGCGAACUUCACGAGCAUUAAUGAUGGCCUCCUCGUGAGGCUUACGUCAAAAAUGUGAGGUUAUGUACAUUUCUGAAGUCUUUCGGCUUCUGGCAUUGACUUAUUUGUCGUCCAAGUAUUACAUAAUAUACCUCACAGAAAAAUAAAGGAUUUUAAUCACCAGGCCAUAAUCCAUAUUAUGCACCCAGCUAGUAUCACAGCUACAAAACUAUUAAAAGAAGUUCUACUUAAUAGACUUAAAACAUUUUCCAAAACUGCAUUCAGUAAUAAAUAUCUUUUAUACACUAAUGUGGGAAUAUCAAUCUCUUUAUCAGCAGUGGGCGAUGUGAUUGAACAACAUUAUGAAAUAUUAAAAGGGGAACUAAAGAAGUAUGAUCAACUAAGAACACACCACAUGUCAAUUUCUGGAAUGACUGUGGGUAUAAUAUGUCAUAAUUGGUACAAAUAUCUAGAUAAACGAUUGCCAGGACGCACAAUAGGAAUAGUCAUGAAAAAAGUUGUGAUAGAUCAAAUUGUAUGCUCACCAAUAUGCAUUUCUAUGUUCUUUAUUACAUUAGCUAUACUAGAAAAAACUAGUAAAGAUGAAUUAAUAGAGGAAAUUAAGAAAAAGGCUUGGAGGCUUUACGCUGCUGAAUGGGUAGUUUGGCCGCCAGCCCAAAUCAUAAACUUUUAUAUAUUACCUCAUAGGUUUAGAGUGUUAUAUGAUAAUACGAUAUCCUUGGGAUAUGAUAUAUACACAUCACAUGUGAAACAUGACCCAGCUGACAAUGAUCGUAAUCAUGAAAAAGAACAACGUAUUUGACAAAGAAUAACAAUUAUUUGAAUUUUUGUAAUAUGUAUAUAUAGUAAAUUUUCAAUUGUUCUUAAAUCUCAUAUCUUUAUAAAAAUUUAGGCAGAAAAUUAUUUUGUCAACAUCUUUACUUGGAAUUUUAACUUUUUCAAUGUACAAGGAUCAAUUACAAUUAACGAGAAAUUAAAUUGA